Molecule: messenger RNA, 3227 nt
Organism: Sphaerodactylus townsendi
Lineage: Eukaryota; Metazoa; Chordata; Lepidosauria; Squamata; Sphaerodactylidae
Gene: CCDC92B
Product: coiled-coil domain containing 92B
Exons: 4
Coding region: 292-1263 (323 amino acids)
Source: RefSeq, a predicted model, not a curated record
CGGGGAGCUGCGGGACCCCCCGCCCCGCCCCUCCUCCUUCUCCUCCUCCUCCUGGGGGGCGACCUUGCGGGGUUUCCUGCUCCGGCCCCCGUGGCGGCCCGCGCAGCCCAGUCCCCCGCCGGGCCGCAGCCGCUUCCUGGGGGGAGAUGCGGCCUCCCGCCUCCCAGCCGCGCCAUUCCGGCCCCACCGCGCCUCCCCAGGCAGCCGGCCCCGUCCGCCACCGCCCGCCACCGCCGCUUUCUUCCUCGCUCCGAACAGCCCUGCCAGGUGCCAACUGUUAAUGUUGUUGCAAUGGAGACUCUGUCCCUGGAGCACCAGAUCCAGAGCGUGCAGAGACACAUCGCCUUCCUGAAGAAGGAGCAGAUGGGCCUCCUCCACGACCUGCACUUGGAGAUCCUUCGUUUGCAGAAACACUGCACAGAGUUGACUCAUGACCUCGAAACAAAGGAGCUGGAAAUCAGCCAUCAAGAAAUUGUUGACCAGGAACUGGAGGAAAAAUGCAAGGUGGUGGAUGCUCAGCUGCAGGAGCAAGAGGAGGACAACCUGGAGCUGCGGAAGGAGCUCCGGCACAAGGAGAGCCUGGUGGCCGCUCUGCGCUCCAGCCUGAGGAAUAAAGAAAGGAAGUUCCUGGAGGAGCUGAAGAGGAGAAGCCACCGCGUCACCAUCCUCAACACGGAGCUCCAGAAGCAGACGGAGGCGGCCGCUUACCUCUCCUUCCAGCUGCACGCCACCAAGCAGAAGCUUCGCGGGACCCGGCCGAGCGCCAAGCCUCUUUCUGACCGGCCUCCAGAGAGAACCUUCCUCCCUCCGCCUGCCAGCGAGGCCAGGCCCAAAAAGCGGACCCAGAAGUCUCAUUCCCGCAGGCAAGCCGCUGGGUCCUCGCACGGCAAGGGGGCCUUCAAAGACCCUUCGUUUCAUGACCAGCUCAGCAGUUUUGAAGACGCUGAGCCCAUGCCUGACCCGGCCCUGUUCUUAUACACCAAACGGCACCACGCCCCAGACCACCAUCAGAAACCUGAGCCCAAGGCCACCUCCUCCCCCAAAGUAGGGGCUGCGCAGAGUGAGCUCGUUGCCCCCAAAGGUCUUCCAACCAGCCCAGCCAGAAACCAACGGAAAGGUCACCAAAGAUCAUCCCGGCAGCCUUCCCAAGAACCAGCAGGACCCAGGGGCAGGACUUUCGGGAAGUCUAGAUCCUCUUCUAAAGGGGAUCCGUCGUGCAAAGAAAAUGGAGCCAGCCCUCACCGUGAAAAAGACACUGAGUAACCCAAAAUGGCGUGGGAGAGGGGAAGACACGAUUGUUUUGCAGCAGCUUUUCUAAAGAGGUGGCCAGUGGAGACAGACAGGAGGUUUUUGCAAAUGACCUCCUAAAUCAGGGCCCAGUUUUGAAAAAGUGCUCAGACCUCCCAGAUACACAAUCAGGCUACUCUCAGUGGUUUGAAUGCUGGGAUUUCUGUGCUCUCUGCAGUGUUUUGUUCCUGGCUUUCCAUGGCACUUGUUGCACGCUACGCAUUUGAGGAAAACAGUGCAAAAAAAAGUAAUUUUGUAUUAUUACAUCAAGGCAUUUUUGUGGGGGUACUUUACUGAUGCACACAUGCAUCAUUGGUGGUGUGUAGAACAUUACUCUAAAAGAAUGUAACUCAGCCUUAAACCAUAACCAAGAUUGCUUUUUUGCAGUGUUUUAUCAAUAUGUGAGCAAUGUAGAGAAUACAAUGCAAAAGAACUGUACAUGUACUACAGUGUGCUACAUGCAAAAUUUGGGGAUUUAAAAAUGGAGAAUAUUUAACCCAUCAGUUUUACUUUGGAAACAAAGUGGAGUAAUUUGGAAAUCCAAAAUCGGGGAGAAGCUCUGAUGGGAAGAGUUUCAGAGGCAUCCCUAGAAUGUUGUCAUCAGAGCUGACAUGAAUGUAGCAAGUGUCAUUUGUAGUCACAAUGAUGAACCGCAGUUGUGCAACAUUCUGCCAGGAGAAUUGGAAAACUCAUACACACACACACACACACACCCCUCACACCCACAGCAAGUUUUCGUGCCUUGAGAUUACAGCUUUGUGAGUUUUCCAUUUCACAUUCUGACAUCCCUUUCAAGCUUGCAGGCUUGACAUUUUGAACUCUUGGUUUUAAUGUCCAGAUGGCAGCUCUGGGGCCGAAAUCGGUGUUUUGACUGGUCCAAAUGUGUGCAACUUUUUUUUUCAUGGGAGCAGCACUCUCAGCCCCAGGAGAAGCUGCCACAGAGGCUGAAUGUGUCGGGAGGGAGUUUUUAAAAGAUGUAUUGGGAGUUUCUGGAUAUAUUGGGGUCAUCAAGAGCAGGGUAUUCUGAAAAACAGCCCCUUCCCCCCCCAAAGGGGAGUGGAUAUUUGAGCUCACUGCAUCUUCAGCCACCAACUUAAAAGGCAGCUGAGGAUGGUGGCUUUGGAGGGGCAAUGCAGCGUUCACACCAGAGCUGGAAAGCUGCAGACCUAAAUGGAUCCAGCUUGUUGUGGGCAGAGCUCAUUGCAGGAUACGGUGGGGUGGGGGUGGGGGGACUUUGAAUGAGUCACAUGACUGAGUGAAUGCUGCUCCACCAAGAAAGAACAAACCUACAUUUUGGGAACGUGGGAUAUUGAUUUUCUCUUUCUCUCUUUGGACUGGGAAGUAUUUCUGAGAUAGAAGAAACAACUCAUAAUGUUAGGAGCAUUUGUUGACUUGGGGCUAAAUAAUUUAUGUUCCAAAACUCUAGUAGGCACCAAGUAUUUAUUGCUUUAAAUCCCACCUUCCGUUGUGGAACUCAAGGCAGCACUUAGGAGAAGGGUUCAGUCCAGGCAGGUGUAACUUCAGCAAGGGGCCUCCAGGCCAGACGAGACUUCAUGGCUUCCACAAGCUUGGUCAGGGUUUCCCAACCCGUUUGACAGACGGGUGACACUGGAAAGCUAACAUGCCCAAGUGCUUCAGGACUUCUUCAGCUAAGAACCGUGGCACAGCUGGGGAGGGGGCACCCCCGACACUAUUUUCCUGAGCCAGAACAGCCACAGGGUCCCUAUUUGCCAAGUUGUGAGCUAUCUUGUUCCCUGAUAUCACAUCUGUCUGUAAAACUGAUACAGGGGCACCAAACCUGACCUGUGGUGUAACAUCUAAUUUGGCCCUCAGUGUGCAUGUUCCAUUUCUGAAUUCUUCUCUUCCUUACCACCAAUGUUAACAUUAUGUGUGUGUAUGUGUCAGACCUCGGAUCCGAAACUAAUAGAAACUGUAGAUUA